This is a messenger RNA of Podospora pseudocomata, 1113 nucleotides long. It is a transcript of the gene CWC24, whose product is annotated as RNA-splicing factor. The coding region runs from base 1 to 1113 and encodes 370 amino acids. Gene Ontology annotation, molecular function: metal ion binding. The transcript has a single exon. The record is from RefSeq and is a predicted model, not a curated record. Lineage: Eukaryota; Fungi; Ascomycota; Sordariomycetes; Sordariales; Podosporaceae. Gene Ontology annotation, cellular component: U2-type spliceosomal complex. Gene Ontology annotation, biological process: snoRNA splicing.
AUGGCAGACCCAACACCAUCAACAGAGGCCCCCGCUUCCGGCCCUGCCGCGCCCGUAGCCAUCUUCAAAAAGCGCGGCGCAAAAGCCAAAGCCAACCUCCGCAAAAGACCAGCAACCCCCCCUCCCGCCGCCUCCGACUCGGACUCGGACUCAGAUUACUUCUCCUCCGAGGACGAAUCCGGCCGGCGCAUCAAGCGCCGCAAGCGCAACGCCGCCGUCGUGGUCACGGCCUCCUCCAGAGACAGAGCAAACCCCCAGUCUGAGCAAGAUCUUAAAGCCACCAUCUUCACCACCGACCGCGCCUCCGCCCUCGCCCUCGACUCCUCCAGGCGCGACGCCACAAAACAAACAAACUGGUUCGACGAAGAAAAAGGUCUCUCCGCCAAAUCCCUCCUCGGCUCCACCCGCUCCAUGCCACCCCCCUCCUCCUCCUCCACCACCUCGGGGCCAGAUGGAACCUACAAAGGCCUGGCCAACGCAACCUCGUACAUCCAAAAGAAUCCCGACGCCCCCUCCCGAAAAGUAGGCCCCGUCAAAGCCCCCACCAACAUCCGCACCAUCACCAUCACAGACAUGGCGCCCGACGUGUGCAAGGACUACAAAAACACCGGCUUCUGCGGCUUCGGUGACAACUGCAAGUUCCUCCACGCCAGAGAAGACUACGCCCACGGGUGGCAGCUGGACAGGGAGUGGGAGAACGUCACAAGGGGAAAGAAGGUAAUAGGGGGCACGGUGGUUGCCUCUGCCGAACGAAAAGCGAACAAGGAUCCCAACCAGGGUGAGGAUGAAAGAGACGACGACGAGCAGGAGGAGGCGGCGAUGCUGGAGAAGAUCCCGUUUGUGUGUAUCAUCUGCAGGGGGGAUUACAAGAGCCCGGUGGUGACGAGGUGUGGGCAUUAUUUCUGUGAGGGGUGCGCGUUGAAACGGUAUAGAAAGGACCCGAGCUGUGCGGCCUGUGGGAGCGGGACGAACGGGGUAUUCAACGCGGCCAAGAAACUGCAGAAGCUGUUGGAGAAGAAGAAGGAGAGGGCGGCGAGGAGGAGGCGGGAGGCGAUUGAGAAUGGGGAGGAUGUUAGCAGUGAGGAGGAGGAGGAGGAGGAGGACGAGGAGUAG